Messenger RNA from Eimeria mitis, 795 nucleotides. RefSeq lists its product as uncharacterized. The coding region runs from base 1 to 795 and encodes 264 amino acids. The record is from RefSeq and is a predicted model, not a curated record. Lineage: Eukaryota; Apicomplexa; Conoidasida; Eucoccidiorida; Eimeriidae. The transcript is spliced from 3 exons. Gene Ontology annotation, molecular function: nucleic acid binding. Gene Ontology annotation, biological process: DNA integration.
AUGGCGCAUUUUAUUCCGACAAAUAAGUCAGCAUCUACGGCGGACACUAUUGAUCUUCUGGCGGAUCGGUUAAUUCGUUAUCACGGAUUUCCCGACGUCCUAAUCUCAGACAGAGACCCGAGGUUCCAGUCUCAGCUAUGGCAGCUUCUAUGUCAGAGGUUUCAGAUAAAGCGGGCUAUGUCUUCGUCUUACCAUCCGCAGACGGAUGGCCAGACUGAGAGGCUAAACCGUACUCUAGAACAGAUGUUGCGAACAUACAUUCAGACCGACGAGAAAGACUGGGAGCGUUUGCUGCCGGCUCUGGAACUCGCUUAUAACACGACCUCUCACUCGUCAACUGAGCUCAGCCCUUUCGAAGUAAUGAUCGGGCAGAACCCAGUGACGGCAGCAGACAUGGACAUCAUAGGAGACCUCGCACCUACGCUCACACCACCGAUGACAGCAGCCGACAUGGACAUCAUAGGAGACCUCGCACCUACGCUCACACCACCGAUGACUAAGCUUAUACCUGAUCGGCCUCGGGACCCAGCAAUGCAAUCCAAGGAGGCAGCAGUGGGGUGGCUGCCUCUCAACGACCCAGCCGGCCUUCCUACGGACAUUUACGAAGUGGAUUAUAUAUUAAACCAACGGGGCUCUGGCAAGGACGUCCAGUAUCUAGUUAAAUGGAGGGGGGCCCCUGAAGACCGGGCCACUUGGGAACCAGCCUCUAACCUAACCAACUGCGCGGCACUACUUAGGGCCUGGCGUCGCCACUAUAAUAAAGUAAGGUCUCGGCAGAGGUCCAGCAACAGCUAG